GCGACGCGGAAGGAGAUGAGCGACGCGGGACUCCUCAUCGCCUACCGGGACGCCUGCGCGCACCUCCUCAUUCCCCUGAACAAGUGCCGGCGCCAGACGUUCUACAUGCCCUGGGAGUGCGGCCACUACCGCCACGAGUACGAGAAGUGCCAGUACGUGGAGUGGCUCAAGCGG
Molecule: messenger RNA, 174 nt
Organism: Aureococcus anophagefferens
Lineage: Eukaryota; Pelagophyceae; Pelagomonadales; Pelagomonadaceae
Exons: 2
Cellular component (GO): mitochondrion
Source: RefSeq, a predicted model, not a curated record